This is a messenger RNA of Ambispora leptoticha, 444 nucleotides long. Lineage: Eukaryota; Fungi; Glomeromycota; Glomeromycetes; Archaeosporales; Ambisporaceae. The record is from the annotation of a GenBank genome assembly.
GUUUUACAAAAGACACAGAGCUAAAUAAACACGAGAACAUCCAAAGAGCAGUCCAAGAAGCCCUUUCAGGCAAACUUCUACAACUACCUAGUCACCCAGAUAACAUUUCUGAAAACAUACAACAAAUGUUACCUUUUACCUUACCUAUAAAAAACAAAGCCCACACCAAAGCAGUAGUCACAGCACUUCAUCGCAUUUACCAAUUUGAUCAGCUACCUGAAGAAUACUUUGCAAACUUGGACCCUCUUCCAACAAAUCUGGCCAAUCUUCACCCUGCACACUCCCACCCCUCCCAGAACCUACCUGGGGAAUCUUUUCUUAAUAACAUGACUUCAUCUAAUAAUGCUGAACUUGCUUACCAAGCAACAUCACCCCAAACUAACCCUACCACCACAGAUACAUUAACUGAAAAUAAUACAACAGAACAUGAAUACGACGCUGCUC